This is a messenger RNA of Panicum hallii, 877 nucleotides long. Its product is annotated as SUMO-conjugating enzyme SCE1-like. Gene Ontology annotation, biological process: protein sumoylation. The record is from RefSeq and is a predicted model, not a curated record. The transcript is spliced from 5 exons. NCBI's taxonomy places the organism in Eukaryota, Viridiplantae, Streptophyta, Magnoliopsida, Poales, Poaceae. The coding region runs from base 93 to 575 and encodes 160 amino acids. Gene Ontology annotation, cellular component: nucleus. Gene Ontology annotation, molecular function: SUMO conjugating enzyme activity.
AGGCGGUUCGUCGCCGAAGACUCCCAAGUCCCCCCAAACAAACCCUUGCGUGGGAGCGAGGAGAGCUGCUCGCCGCCACCGCCGCAGCCGCCAUGUCGGGAGGGAUCGCGCGCGGCCGCCUCGCCGAGGAGCGCAAGGCCUGGCGCAAGAACCACCCCCACGGGUUCGUGGCGAGGCCGGAGACGCUGGCCGACGGGUCGGCGAACCUCAUGAUCUGGAACUGCACCAUCCCCGGCAAGCAAGGAACCGAUUGGGAAGGUGGUUACUACCCUCUUACCCUUCAUUUCAGUGAGGACUACCCUAGCAAACCUCCCAAGUGCAAGUUUCCACAGGGUUUUUUCCACCCAAAUGUCUAUCCUUCAGGGACAGUCUGCCUCUCAAUUCUCAACGAGGAUAGCGGUUGGAGACCUGCUAUCACUGUUAAGCAGAUUCUAGUUGGAAUACAGGACUUGCUCGAUCAGCCUAAUCCAGCUGAUCCUGCUCAAACUGACGGAUAUCACCUUUUCAUCCAGGAUCCAGCAGAAUAUAAGAGGCGUGUUCGUCUGCAGGCCAAGCAGUAUCCUGCUCUGCUGUGAGGAUGUUGGAUGCUUGAGAUCCAUGACCCAUCCUGCACAUCCACAUAGUAGCUGCGACAUCUUCAAUUAUGCAUCUGAAUAUGGAUUUGACAAUAUAUAAGUUCUCUGGAGUAUUGCCAGUGUAAACUUAAACCUUUUGUGGUCUGUACAUCCAGCAUUGGCUUGAAACAAAAUCGUUUCCUUAACUGCUGUAAGUGCUGGAGUGAUGACAUUUGAUGACGUUCAACUUUAUCUGUAAUCUCACUUCAAGAUAAUUUGAUUUUUGCGUGUUAUUAAAGAAAUUCUGUGCUUGGGAGAUGGUA